Daucus carota subsp. sativus is the source of this 2310-nucleotide messenger RNA. RefSeq lists its product as uncharacterized. The transcript has 7 exons. NCBI's taxonomy places the organism in Eukaryota, Viridiplantae, Streptophyta, Magnoliopsida, Apiales, Apiaceae. The record is from RefSeq and is a predicted model, not a curated record. The coding region runs from base 150 to 2039 and encodes 629 amino acids.
AAAUUAAAUAAAAAAAGAACCAGAUUCUUAUUCUCUCUACAAUGUGAACUACGAACUAAACCCUAAAAUGACUACCAUUUCUAUAUCUACACUCGUCAUAUCACCACCCCCAAUUCCUUAACUUCAACUCAAUUCACUCUCUUCUCUAAAUGGAUCCUCGUCGUACUUCUCGGGUUAUCGACCCGAAAGUCCGAAAAGUCGGUUUUUUUGCUCCCCAACCCGACCGGACCCAAUCCGGACCCGCCGAUUUGCCGCCAGUGUCGGCGUCUUUGUCUCCGGUCAUGAUUCCACCGGCACGUCAUGCUUCCGAUAAUAUCGGCCGCGCUGUCGGAGUUCCGGUGCCGGUGAGGGAUGUUCGGCGAUCGGAGGUGGACUAUGUGCCGGUAGGGAGCUAUAAUCCCGGGGAUUCGGUGCUAGGAACGUCUCCGGUGUCGUCGAGUAGGAUAGGGGAUGGCGAGUUUUCGGAGGAUUUGGAGAAUUGGAGUAGGUCGGAUAGUAGGGGGAAGUUGCCAAUGUCGCUGCCGAGUAAUGGAUUGGAUAUGAUGGCGGUUAGGAGUUUGUCGAAAAAAGUUACUCAAGUGGCCAAUGAGGGAAAAGGUUAUCCAGCUUCUGCAGUUUCCAUGGAGUCAGAUUCAAAAUCACUAAAAGCGAAAACAACAAAAGCUGAAAGGCGCGCCUUGCAAGAGGCUCAACGAGCUGCGAAGGCAGCUGCUAAAGGCUCAAAUGAUGAAGGAAAAGUAUCUGUUGGUGCUACUGGACGGGAAGCUUCUGUGCAGACAGGGAAAGUGCUAAAACAGCCUAAACAAAAGAAAGAUGUUCCUGUAGCAGCUUCUGAGAAGAAAGGAGGUGAUCGACCUCUCGAAAAGGAUAGGAAGAAAGAUGUGCCUCCCCCUCGAAUGCAAUUUGAUGAUAAAACCCGGGUGGAAAAGGCUAAAAAACGUUCAGUAGUCAAACAAAUUGAAGCCCGGAACAGGGUCGAAUUUUUUCUGCAUCUGCCUCAAUAUGAGCGCGGAAGUCAGCUUCCUGAUCUUGAGACAAAGUUUUUCCAAUCUGAUCAUAUUCAUCCAGCUGUUUACAAGGUUGGAUUACAAUAUCUUGCCGGAGAUAUUACAGGGGGCAAUGCUCGUUGUAUAGCAAUGCUGCAGGCAUUUCAAAAAGCUAUAGAAGACUACUGUGCACCAUCAGAGAAAACUAUUAAUAGAGAUUUAAUAGCCAAGAUCAAUGGUUACAUUUCCUUUCUGAUUGAGUGCCGGCCCCUCUCAAUUAGCAUGGGUAAUGCAAUUCGGUUUCUUAAGGCUCAUAUUACAAGAUUACCUUCUGAUAUUUCUGAAUCGGAAGCAAAAGCCUCUAUUAGUUCAGACAUAGAUCGUUUCAUUACUGAGAAGAUAGUACUGGCAGACAAGAUUAUAGUCGGGCAUGCUGUUGCAAAAGUCAGGGAAGGGGAUGUUCUACUCACAUAUGGUUCAUCUUCUGUUGUUGAAAUGAUUCUUUUACGGGCUCAUGAACUUGGCACUGGAUUCCGAGUUGUGGUGGUUGACUCGCGUCCCAAACUUGAAGGUCAAGCACUAGUCCGCAGACUAGUCCAAAUGGGAGUGAACUGCACAUAUACUCAUAUAAAUGCCAUCUCCUAUAUUAUGCAUGAGAUCACCAGAGUUUUUCUUGGGGCUGCUUCUGUAUUGUCCAAUGGAACAGUAUACUCAAGGGUUGGGACUGCAUGUGUUGCUAUGGUUGCACAUGAAUUUCGUGUUCCGGUCAUGAUCUGCUGCGAAGCAUAUAAGUUUCAUGAGAGGGUGCAACUUGAUUCAAUUUGCUGUAAUGAACUUGGUGAUCCAGGGGCCAUAUCCAAGGUUCCAGGGGAAUUGGAUAUUCGUUAUAAUGAUGAUUCGGUUAAAAAAGACAAUCUCCAACUUCUUAAUUUGUUGUAUGAUGCCACUCCUUCAGAUUAUGUAUCGGUGAUUAUCACGGAUUAUGGCAUGAUCCCAGCCACAAGUGUUCCAGUAAUUAUACGCGAAUAUGGUGGAGAGUAUCUUUUUACAUGACACAUCAACAUAGAAAGUAAUAUACAUGUGCUCUUCUGAUUGAUAAAUACAAAUUAAAUACACUAUACUGUAAUAGUUAAUAUUUGAAAUAUUAACUACAAUUUUGUGAGUUCUGAAGUAUUGAAAUGUGCCCUGUCAACUGUCAAGUUGUGCAAACUGUCCUUUUGGUUUACGAGUGUAAUGGAUAGCAAUAGUCGAGGUUGCCUGUUUCUACAUUUUCCAAGGUUGCCUGUUUCAUACAUUUUCUGAAUCGAUGAUGGAUGUUCUUUCC